Molecule: messenger RNA, 1573 nt
Organism: Pollicipes pollicipes
Lineage: Eukaryota; Metazoa; Arthropoda; Thecostraca; Pollicipedomorpha; Pollicipedidae
Product: differentially expressed in FDCP 8 homolog A
Exons: 6
Coding region: 50-1471 (473 amino acids)
Source: RefSeq, a predicted model, not a curated record
CGGCGGCAGCAGACCUCGGCCGGAGGGAGCGGACCUCGGCCGGCACCGGAUGGCGUCCGCCCAUACCCCGUCGGCAGAGCCCGGCACCGGCGGCGGCGGGCACCGGCUGACAGCCCCCAGCUUCUGCGGCCCGCUCAGGAGCUGGUGCGACUCGUGCGGCGCGCUCAUCAUCUCCCCCUUGCACAGACGGCUCACCUGCCAACGGUGCAGCCUGUGCGUGCACGUCAAGUGUGCGGGGAAGAUCCGGCGGCGGUGUGCCGCAGAGCGGGUCCGCCGCCACCCUGCCUACAGUCUGCGCAUCUGCCCGGAGACUGGACUCAGCGGGCAGAAGUUCAAGUGCGCCGAGUGCGCCAGAUUCGUCCUGCCCGACGCGAGCUGGACGAGCCGCGGCGCCCUGUACGCCGAGCUGGACCUGGUCAGCUCGCCGCGGCUCUGCGACUACACGGGCCGCUACUUCUGCGCCCGCUGUCACCGCGGUGACCGAGCCAUCAUCCCUGCCCGUGCCAUCCGCAACUGGGACUUCCAUAGGUAUCCGGUGUCGUGCGGGGUGCGUGAGUACCUGGAGCUUAUGUUCGACCGGCCCGUGCUAGACGUAGAGGAGGCCAACCACCUGCUGUUCAGCUACGUGGAGGAGCUGGGACACGUACGGGAGCUGCGGCAGCGGCUGGUGCAGAUGCGACGGUGCACGCUGCCGUGUCCGGCUGACGGGGCGCGCCUGCCCUCCUGGCUCGAGGCCCGGCCGCACCUGCUAGGCUCGCCACGCCUCUACAGCUUGCGCGACCUCAGCGACGUGUGGUCCGGCCAGCUGGCCGCUCUACUGGUGAAGGCGCACGAGCAGCUCGACGCACACCUCCGGAAGCGGUGUGAGACAUGCCGCCGCACCGCCCAGACGUGCCAGCUGUGCUGGGAGGGCGCCCCGCUGUUCCCGUUCGACGCGCAGGUGUCGGCCUGCGUCCACUGCCGGCACGUCAUGCACGCUCACUGUCGAGCGCUGCAGGCCGGCUCGUCGUGUCCGUGCUGCCAGCGGACCGACGCGUGCACCGACGCGGACGGGCCGGACGCACCCGGCGACGAGACGGACAGACGCCAAGCGGACGGAGAAGAGGAGGCGACAGAGGAAGGCGACGGAGGAACAGUGGCUGGCGGUGGUAGGGAGUGCGGCGACGGGGCGGAGAGGGACAGCGGAGACGGUGCGAACGGCGUGGAGCAACGGGUGCAGAGCGGAAGAAGGCGUGGAAAAGAUGGCACGGAGACAGAGAUGAGGCAGACGGGUGGGUCAGGAGCGGCCUUAGCCAGUGGGCUGCAACAGCCAGCCGGUACGCCGUCUGGGGCCGCCAGCCGGCUGGGAACGAGGCCCGUGAUCGACGGAGUGUCGGCCAGCUCGGCCGCGUGGCUCCGAGCGCUCGACAAGGACAGAGACAGGGACAAGGACAGGAGCAAGGGCGGGAGCAGGGACGGCGUCCGGCCGUAGCCGGUGGCCCCUUACCAGCCCCCGGUAGAGGCUCAGUCUGUCGCCACCGUUAGCAGAGCGUGGCAGAGGGUAGCCGACUGAGGCGAACUUCAGAACUGUGCC